AUGGAUGCCGUCUUCCGAGUUGCGACCCUCCGGUCUACAUCUGACAUUCGCUACUGGCUGAAGGGGCGUGGGGGGGGAGGGGAGGAGGGCGAAGUUGCCGUCUCAGCCAGCUUGGCAGUCUUUAGCUCUGGAUCGGUAUUUCCAAAACGGGCUACCUGGACACUCGAAACCGGGUGGGUGGUUCUGGUUCGUCCAUCGUCGGUGUAG
Cordyceps militaris CM01 is the source of this 207-nucleotide messenger RNA. RefSeq lists its product as uncharacterized. The record is from RefSeq and is a predicted model, not a curated record. The transcript has a single exon. NCBI's taxonomy places the organism in Eukaryota, Fungi, Ascomycota, Sordariomycetes, Hypocreales, Cordycipitaceae. Bases 1 to 207 code for a protein of 68 amino acids.